This is a messenger RNA of Labeo rohita (rohu), 1423 nucleotides long. Its product is annotated as transmembrane protein 235. Bases 275 to 1000 code for a protein of 241 amino acids. Gene Ontology annotation, cellular component: apical plasma membrane. Lineage: Eukaryota; Metazoa; Chordata; Actinopteri; Cypriniformes; Cyprinidae. The transcript is spliced from 4 exons. The record is from RefSeq and is a predicted model, not a curated record.
CGAGAGUGAGGUGAGAGAGUAGAUUGAGUGUUCAGAGCUUCUGCUCUCACUCCACAUACAGCUGUGCAGGAGAGAUGCGAGGAAUAUCUUGCAGUUUCUUCAUCCAGCUGUUGCUGAGAGCCGCUUCUUCCUUCAGCUUGGAUACAUCUGCAGAAAUAAAGCUGGAAUCAUGUGUUUUAAUGUGUCUAAACGCACUGGGCUUUAAAGGGCCUGAAUGAGAGCAACCGGCGCUCAAAUUCAAUGAAUCAAAAGAGAGAUUUUAGCGCUGGUGAAGAUGAACUUUGGGACAGUUGUGAUCUCUGCGGGUCUGUGCGGGCUGCUCAGCUUCAUCCUGCUCGCCGUGUCCAUCGGCACUGAAUACUGGUACAUUAUAGAUGUGGAUGAAGGGAAGAACUCCAGCCUGGAAUACAGCAGCUCUCACUCCGGACUCUGGAGGAUUUAUGAAGGACAGAAUGGCAGUUAUCAUGACAUCUCAUUCUACACGGACACCUCCGACCACACCGAGCAGGAGAAGCACCUUUUAAAUUUGCACAGGGUCAUAGUGGUCCUGCUGCCUCUCAGUCUGGUGCUGCUGGUCUUUGGUGGGAUCUUCGGUCUGGUGGCGUCUUUGGCUCAGAACUUCACUCUCCUCACCUGCAUCGCUACAUACUUCCUCAUCUGCAGUCUAUUGACGUUGUCUGGCGUGAGCAUCUAUAUCAGUUACUCUCAGCAAGCUUUGGAAGAGCUGCAGCACAUGGUGGAUAUUGAGUCACUGUCUCACGUCCACAUGUCCUUCGGCUGGUCUCUGGUCAUGGCCUGUCUGUCCUUCUGCCUGGAGCUGCUGACGGGGAUCCUGUUCAUGCUAGCGGCCCGUCUCAUCCACCGUCAGUGCCACCACGAGCCUGCUGCAAUGCUCUCCAUGAGCCAGAGUUCACCACAGCUUCUGAGACUGCAUGAUGAUGAUGUGAUCAUUUCAUCUACAGCCUUAUCAGGAAAUGAGUUUGUGCUGCGUCAAAGUUAAAAUGGAGAGUGCCGGGUGGCAAAUGAAACAGCUGCAUCAAUUAUUGAGUGAGAGUGCUCAUUCGAGGACUGAAAAAUGUGUCUGUCUCACUCAAGUGUGUCAGUGCAAUCACAUGUUUUCCUCAAGGCUUCUAGAAACACAUUUUCCUGAGCUCACCAGUGUCAUGUGUCAUGCAAUUUACUGUAUAUUACAUGAUAAAUCAAUCCAUUUCAACAUUUUAUACAAAUUUUAGUACAGCAAUCUGCUUAUAUACUUAAUUUACACAUAAAACUUUUUCAUACUGAGAUUUAAUAUUCAAUUGCUGUUGUGUGUGUUUUAAUUCAUGCUUAUUAGAAAACUGUUCUGCUGUAAAACUGUCAACUCACAGUCAGUCAUUUUAUUUACCAUCUACUGCCAUUUUGAACCAUAAUAAACAUUACUGAU